Closterium sp. Yama58-4 is the source of this 729-nucleotide messenger RNA. The record is from the annotation of a GenBank genome assembly. Lineage: Eukaryota; Viridiplantae; Streptophyta; Zygnematophyceae; Desmidiales; Closteriaceae.
AUGGAGCCUGGGGGUGCGGAGCUUGAGAGUGUGGAGCCUGGAGGUGCUGAGCCUGCGUGUGAGGGGUCUGGAGGUGCUGGAGCUGGUGGUUCUGGGGCUGCUGAGGGUGCUCGUACUGGAGGUUCUGGAGCUGCUAGAGGUCCUGGUGCUGGUGGCGCUGGAGCUGGUGGUUCUGGGGCUGCUGAGGGUGCGAGCGCUGGAGGUUCUGGAGCUGCUGAGGGUGCUGGUGGCGCUGGAGCUGCUGAGGGUGCUGGCGCUGAGGGUUCAGAGUCUGCUGUUGCGCGGUCUCCUUGGAGUAGCCGCCUUCGUCCACGUGUGCCUCUCACCUCGCAGCAGCUGCACGACUGGUACGGUCGCCGUCAGGGUCGCGCUGCUGGAGCCCGGGGCUCUACUGCUGGAGGUACUUCUGCUGACGUCCCUGGAGCUAGGAGUGGUGCUGGUACUUUGUCUACUGGAGGUGCUGGAGUCGCUGGUCCCGGAGGUGCUCGUACUGGAGGUACUGGAGCUGCUGGGGCUGGGGGUGCUGCGUCUGGAGGUGCUGCUGCUGGAGACACUAAGGCUGGAGACCCUGGGACUGGAGGUGCUGGUUCUGGGGGUGCUGCUGCUGGAGGCACUGGGGUUGGAGACCCUGGGCCUGGAGGUGUCGGUUCUGGGGCUGGAGCUUCUGGAGCUGCUGGAGGUGCUGGAGCUGCUGGAGGUACUGGAGCUGCUGGCGCUGUCGACAGGUAG